CGCCGCGGCCGCUCACCUCGAGAUCUCAGCGACUCGGUUAAACUCGAUACGACUCGAUAAAACUCGAUACGAUGUGUCGCGAGUUUCGUGUGCGGUGACGCGAUGCGGCGAUGCGCGCCGCGAUGAGCGCGCGCUCACUCCAAGCGCGCCGCGCGACUUUUAUGCUCAUCUUCCUAUUACUUAUGACACCUGCACGGCUCGAUCGUGCAAUGGCAGUGGACAGGCUGGAGAACGUCACACACACCAUUACAAGGAUACUAGACGGAUAUGACAUACGAUUGAGGCCCAACUUCGGUGGUGAGCCUUUGUUUGUGGGCAUGGACCUCACGAUCGCUAGCUUUGAUGCCAUCUCAGAAGUUAAUAUGGACUACACAAUAACUCUAUACCUGAAUCAGUAUUGGAAGGAUGAGAGGCUAGCCUUUGGAUUCCGGGAUGAGGUGCUUACCCUCUCUGGAGACUUCGCCGAUAAAAUUUGGGUUCCGGACACGUUCUUCGCUAAUGAUAAGAAUAGCUUCCUCCACGACGUGACGGAGCGGAACAAGCUGGUGCGUCUGGGCGGUGACGGACGCAUCACAUACGGGAUGCGGUUCACGGCGACGCUGGCCUGCAUGAUGGACCUCCACUACUACCCGCUCGACAGCCAGAACUGCACCGUCGAGAUUGAAAGCUAUGGCUACACGGUGUCGGACGUGGUGAUGUACUGGAAGGAGACUCCGGUGCGGGGGGUGGAGGACGCCGAGCUACCCCAGUUCACCAUCAUGGGCCACAUUACUAACGACAGAAAGGAGAAAUUAGCAACAGGGGUCUACCAGCGGUUGUCUCUGAGCUUCAAGCUUCGUCGCAACAUCGGCUACUUCGUGUUCCAGACCUACCUGCCGAGUAUACUGAUCGUGAUGCUGUCCUGGGUGUCCUUCUGGAUCAACCAUGAAGCCACGUCUGCGAGAGUCGCUUUAGGUAUAACCACUGUGCUGACGAUGACGACAAUCAGCACGGGCGUCCGCAGCAGCCUCCCGCGCAUCUCCUACGUGAAGGCGAUCGACAUAUACCUGGUGAUGUGCUUCAUAUUCGUGUUCGCGGCGCUGCUGGAAUACGCCGCCGUAAACUACACGUACUGGGGCGCGCGGGCGCGGAAACGAGCCAAGUUAAAAAACCAGAUGUCCGCUAGUACGAGCGUAGAGAAGGAUAUUAAGAGCUCCUGUGGCAGCCGUUCGCCCGAGGAGAUCAUAGCCCUCAAGGAGUGUGUGAACAGCGGUCGCGUGUCCCCGCUGCCAAGUCUACGCACUCGGCCGCUACAGACCACGGCCGGCGCGCCCUCGCUGCGCCUGCAGCGAGAACCCACUAACAUCCGCUACAGAACCCGACCGCAGUCCCGCACAUCAAGGACCAGUUCAGUGGGAAAGCCCAAGGUCAUUCACGCCCUGCGUCGAGGGGCGACCGUCAUUAAAGCCUCUAUGCCCAAGAUAAGAGAUGUCAACGUCAUCGACACUUACUCCCGAGUCAUCUUCCCGAUCUGCUUCGCCGUUUUCAACGCCGUCUAUUGGACGUUCUAUGUCUUCGAUUAGGAUUGCUGAAAUGCACGUGCCAAAAAUAUUAUCAUGUUUAUUGUAAAUAUUAUUAA
Messenger RNA from Aricia agestis (brown argus), 1618 nucleotides. It is a transcript of the gene Lcch3, whose product is annotated as gamma-aminobutyric acid receptor subunit beta-like. The record is from RefSeq and is a predicted model, not a curated record. The transcript has 11 exons. Lineage: Eukaryota; Metazoa; Arthropoda; Insecta; Lepidoptera; Lycaenidae. Gene Ontology annotation, cellular component: synapse; membrane; GABA-A receptor complex. Bases 111 to 1562 code for a protein of 483 amino acids. Gene Ontology annotation, molecular function: extracellular ligand-gated monoatomic ion channel activity; GABA-A receptor activity; neurotransmitter receptor activity. Gene Ontology annotation, biological process: regulation of membrane potential; monoatomic ion transmembrane transport; signal transduction.